This is a messenger RNA of Quercus robur (English oak), 3156 nucleotides long. Its product is annotated as isoamylase 1, chloroplastic. Gene Ontology annotation, biological process: carbohydrate metabolic process. Bases 115 to 2508 code for a protein of 797 amino acids. The record is from RefSeq and is a predicted model, not a curated record. The transcript has 18 exons. Gene Ontology annotation, molecular function: hydrolase activity, hydrolyzing O-glycosyl compounds. NCBI's taxonomy places the organism in Eukaryota, Viridiplantae, Streptophyta, Magnoliopsida, Fagales, Fagaceae.
CUCUCACUCACGAGCUCCAUAGACUUGAGAUCAGAUGUGACUUGUGAGAUGCCUAUGCCUCUAUCCCCGUCUCACUCUCACUCUCACUCUCACUCUCACUGAGCUUCAAACCAAAUGGGGCUAACGGCUCAGUUUGCUUCACGCUUACUAUCAUGUACCCCUAAACUUCUCAACAAUCCUCUCGAAACUUCUCGACGAUUGGCGAUAAGUACUACCACUCUCCGAAACCAAAAGAGAAGCGGUCCUGGUCCUCCUCAAUUGAAGAUCGUGAAUGCGACGAGAGAAAGUGGUGAUGGAGCCGAGGUCGACACUGCCGUGGCGGUGAAGGAGAAGCCGAAAUCGGAGCGGUUCGAGGUGUAUAGGGGUUCUCCGACGCCGUUUGGUGCCACCGCUCGCGACGGCGGUGUCAAUUUCGCCAUCUUCUCCGCCAAUGCCGUCUCCGCCACUCUCUGCUUCAUCUCUCUCUCCGAUUUACACGAAAAUAAAGUGGCUGAGCAAAUCUCACUUGAUCCAUUGACUAAUAAGACAGGUGAUGUCUGGCAUGUAUUCCUGAAAGGAGACUUCAAAGACAUGCUUUAUGGCUACAAAUUUGAUGGAAAAUUUUCCCCAGACGAAGGGCUUUACUAUGAUUUUUCUCGGAUUCUAUUGGAUCCUUAUGCAAAAGCUGUUAUAAGCAGAGGGGAGUUUGGUGCUUUAGGAGCUGAUGGUAAUUGCUGGCCCCAAAUGGCCUGCAUGGUACCUUCUUUUGAUGAUGAGCAGUUUGAUUGGGAAGGAGAUUUGCCUUUGAAGUAUCCACAGAGAGAUCUUAUUAUAUAUGAAAUGCAUGUGCGAGGAUUUACAAGGCAUGAAUCUAGUAGGACUGAGUUCCCUGGUACAUACCUUGGUGUUGUGGAGAAGCUUCAUCACUUAAAGGAACUUGGAGUAAAUUGUAUAGAGUUAAUGCCAUGUCAUGAGUUCAAUGAAUUGGAGUAUUCCAGCUACAACUCUGUCUUGGGUGACCACAAGGUUAACUUUUGGGGAUAUUCAACUGUAAAUUACUUUUCACCCAUGGCAAAAUAUUCUUCUUCUGGUGUGCGCAACUGUGGCCGUGAUGCAAUAAAUGAAUUCAAGCUUCUUAUUAGAGAAGCACAUAAACAAGGAAUCGAGGUGAUCAUGGACGUGGUUUUCAAUCACACAGCUGAAGGGAACGAAAAUGGCCCUCUUUUGUCUUUUAGAGGUGUUGAUAAUAGUGUCUAUUACAUGCUUGCACCUAAGGGAGAGUUCUAUAAUUAUUCUGGAUGUGGUAACACAUUCAAUUGCAACAAUCCUGUUGUACGUCAAUUUAUAGUGGACUGCUUAAGAUAUUGGGUAACAGAGAUGCAUGUUGAUGGAUUUCGCUUUGAUCUUGCCUCUAUCAUGACCAGGGGCAGCAGUCUCUGGGAUGCAGUUAAUGUUUAUGGGAAUUCAAUUGAAGGUGACUGGAUGACGACUGGCUCCCCUCUCAGCAGCCCUCCAUUGAUUGACAUGAUAAGUAACGAUCCAAUACUUCAUGGAGUCAAGCUUAUUGCUGAAGCAUGGGAUACGGGUGGCCUAUACCAAGUUGGCACAUUUCCUCACUGGGGUAUUUGGUCAGAAUGGAAUGGGAAGUAUCGUGACACAGUGCGGCAGUUUAUUAAGGGCACAGGUGGCUUUUCUGGGGCUUUUGCUGAAUGCCUUUGUGGGAGCCCUAAUCUAUACCGGGAAGGAGGAAGGAAACCGUGGAACAGUAUCAACUUUGUAUGUGCACAUGAUGGUUUUACUUUGGCUGAUUUAGUGACCUAUAACAACAAACAUAACUUAGCAAAUGGGGAGGAUAACAAGGAUGGAGAGAAUCAUAAUAAUAGCUGGAACUGUGGACAGGAGGGAGAGUUAGCUCGCACUUCUGUGAAGAAAUUGAGGAAAAGACAAAUGCGGAAUUUCUUUCUCUGCCUCAUGGUUUCUCAAGGUGUUCCAAUGAUAUAUAUGGGUGAUGAAUACGGUCACACUAAAGGAGGAAACAACAACACAUAUUGCCAUGAUAACUACAUGAAUUACUUUCAGUGGGAUAAGAAAGAGGAGUCUUCGUCAGACUUUUUCAGAUUUUGCUGCCUUAUGACUAAAUUCCGCCAUGAAUGUGAGUCACUUGGCUUGAAUGACUUUCCAACAGCAGAGAAGCUACAGUGGCAUGGUCAUACUCCUGGGAUGCCAGACUGGUCUGAAACCAGCCGUUUUGUGGCCUUUACACUGAUUGACUCAGUGAAGGGAGAAAUCUACGUUGCUUUCAAUACCAGUCAUUUACCUGUUAUGAUUACACUGCCAGAGCGGCCUGGAUUCAGAUGGGAGCCCUUGGUGGACACCAGCAAGCCCACACCAUAUGACUUCCUCUCGAUUGACCUUCCAGGAAGAGAUAUUGCAUAUGAUCAGUAUGCUCACUUCCUGGAUGCCAACCUGUACCCCAUGCUCAGCUAUUCUUCAAUCAUCCUCAUACUCUCUCCAGAAGAAAGUUCUUAGAUCAAAAUCCCAUGCAAUGAUGUGUGGCUCAAAACUCAACAGCCUCAAAAAUGGAUUGCCUCGACAUCAAGUUAUAGGAAAACAUUAUUUCAACUCCCUAUUUGUUGCUUCCACAUCAUCCUUACUCGCAGGUGUAGGUCCCACACACCUGUGAUUUGGCAAUAAAUAUCUCAUAAGCCCACUUCACGGAGCGGACACAGGAGAUAUCUUCUCAUGAUCUGGAUUUGUACUGAUUUUGCUCAUCGUCCUCAUAGGUCUCACACCUGUGAAUGAGGGCGGUGUGGAAGCAAUGAAAUGGAGAAUUGAAAGAGUGUUACCCCGUUAUAUAUGCCUAAAUCUUUAAAUUAUAGUCUUGGAGCCUGAAGCAGACUGUGGAGGCAGUACAUACAUAUUUUAUUAUUAUAGGGAUUGCAUAUAAAAAGAAAGGAGAGGAGACUCUGAAAUCACACCGAAAAUGAGAAUAUGUACCAGUGGUAAAGACAUGAUUGUAGUGUUUUCCUUUUUAUUAUUUAUUUUUUUUACAGACUUGUGGGUGUCGCUUAGAUGCUACGCAUUUGUAUUAGAAUGUUAUAGGGAUGAUUUUGAUGGAAAUCAUCUUGUACUUCUUGUAUGUCUCCAUUAUGAAUAAGUAGCUUACUUGUAGAAAAA